UAGCAAGCCAAACCAAAACACAACACAAACUUUCUCUCUUUCUCUCUUCAAUUUCGAUCUCACACUCCCAAUAACACAAUUUUAUUUUACACACUCAAACCAAAACACAAACAUGAACACUGAUCAUUUCCAAAAGAAUACCAUGUACAUAGAAACACCCGAAGCUUUUGGAGAGGCUACCAAGAACUUCGACGAUGACGGACGAAUCAAGCGAACCGGUACAUGGGUAACAGCAAGUGCUCACAUAAUAACGGCGGUGAUAGGGUCAGGAGUGUUAUCACUUGCAUGGGCCAUUGCCCAAAUGGGUUGGGUGGCCGGUCCGGCGGUUCUCUUUGCCUUCUCAUUCAUCACUUACUUCACCUCCACUCUUCUCGCCGACUGCUACCGCUCCCCCGACCCCGUCCACGGCAAGCGAAACUACACCUAUUCCGAUGUCGUCAAGGCUACUUUAGGUGGGAAGAAGUUUCAGCUGUGUGGAUUAGCUCAGUAUAUAAAUCUUGUCGGUGUAACAAUCGGCUACACGAUAACUGCUUCAAUCAGUAUGGUGGCUGUGAAAAGGUCGAACUGUUUCCACAAACAUGGGCAUGAAGCAAAGUGCUACAUAUCAAACAACCCAUCUAUGAUCAUCUUUGCAUGCAUCCAAAUCGUGCUUAGCCAGAUUCCAAAUUUUCACAAACUCUCAUGGCUCUCCAUUGUUGCUGCUGUUAUGUCUUUUGCUUAUUCUUCCAUUGGCCUUGCUCUCUCCAUAGCUAAAGUAACAGGUGGCGGCGGACAAACGGCACGGACGACGCUAACCGGCGUGCAAGUUGGGGUGGACGUUACCGGAACAGAGAAAGUUUGGAGGAUGUUUCAAGCAAUUGGUGACAAACUUCUUUCCAUCAAAAUGAUGGAGUCUAUGUGGUUGCAGGAUACCCUGAAAUCAAGCCCUCCAGAGAACAAGGUCAUGAAGAGAGCAAGUUUGAUUGGAAUCAUGACCACAACCAUAUUUUAUGUGCUAUGUGGCUGCAUAGGUUAUGCAGCAUUUGGAAACGAUGCACCCGGAAACUUCCUCACAGGGUUCGGAUUCUAUGAGCCAUUCUGGCUAAUAGACUUUGCCAACGUCUGCAUCGCCGUCCACUUGAUCGGCGCAUACCAGGUCUUCUGCCAGCCCAUAUUUGGUUUCGUAGAGAAAUGGAGCAAAGAAAAAUGGAGCAAUAGCCAGUUUGUGAAUGCAGAGCACUCUGUGAACCUUCCACUAUGUGGAACCUACAGUGUGAACUUGUUCAGAGUGGUGUGGAGAACCUUAUAUGUUAUCUUCACUGCUUUGAUAGCUAUGAUGUUCCCAUUCUUCAAUGACUUCCUUGGCCUAAUUGGUUCAAUAUCAUUUUGGCCAUUAACGGUUUACUUCCCCAUUGAGAUGUACAUAAAGCAAUCAAAUAUGCAAAGAUUUUCAUUCACAUGGACAUGGCUCAAGAUAUUGAGUUGGGUAUGCUUGAUUGUUUCUAUUAUUUCAGCAGCUGGAUCCAUCCAAGGCCUUGCUCAAGAUCUCAAGAAAUAUCAGCCUUUCAAGCCUCAGCAAUAAUACCUUGUUCCAUGUGUUAUUAUAUUAUAUUGUUUUUCUUUGUUUAGUUGCUAUUUUUGUGUGUUUCUUGUUUUAAUAAGUUAUCAGUAAGUUCAUGGAUAAUGUAAUGUUAUCAGUGUCCUGUGGGAAAGAAAGAAUGUAGCAUGCAGUUUUAGUGUAUAUAUGUCAUGAAUAAUCAAUCAAUCCCCAUGUUAGUUUGCCAAGUUAAGCACAUCAAUCAUCAUUUAACAUUGCCAUUGAUGGUAACAUA
Molecule: messenger RNA, 1811 nt
Organism: Arachis ipaensis
Lineage: Eukaryota; Viridiplantae; Streptophyta; Magnoliopsida; Fabales; Fabaceae
Source: RefSeq, a predicted model, not a curated record